Messenger RNA from Leptonychotes weddellii (Weddell seal), 375 nucleotides. NCBI's taxonomy places the organism in Eukaryota, Metazoa, Chordata, Mammalia, Carnivora, Phocidae. The record is from RefSeq and is a predicted model, not a curated record.
AUGAACAUCAACUCUGAAGAGGAAGAGGAUGAGUAUGGAAAUAACCAUAACAAAGCUAAUGGGGAGGAUGGAGCUGGUCCACCCAGAGAAUAUGAGGAAGAGGAGGAAGAGAAGGAGAAUGAGGGCAAGAUGAAGCAAGUUCAGAAUUGGGAAAGGGAAAAAUCACCUGAGAUUCUGUUCUGUUUUUCAGAUGACAAACCAGAUCACAAGCCAGAUGACUCAGACAAAAACCCAGAGCAAGAAUUCCCAAAAUUCCUAAACCUCUUGGGCACAGAGAUCAUUGAGAAUGCAGUGGAGUUCAUCCUCCGCUCCAUAACUAGGAGCACAGGAUUUAUGGAAUUUGAUGAUAAAGAAGGAGAACAUUCAGCAAAGUGA